Molecule: messenger RNA, 1014 nt
Organism: Naumovozyma dairenensis CBS 421
Lineage: Eukaryota; Fungi; Ascomycota; Saccharomycetes; Saccharomycetales; Saccharomycetaceae
Gene: ECT1
Product: ethanolamine-phosphate cytidylyltransferase
Exons: 1
Coding region: 1-1014 (337 amino acids)
Biological process (GO): phosphatidylethanolamine biosynthetic process
Cellular component (GO): cytoplasm
Molecular function (GO): ethanolamine-phosphate cytidylyltransferase activity
Source: RefSeq, a predicted model, not a curated record
AUGACGAUGAAUUAUGAAAAUGAUGCAAAUAGAUUAUGGAUUGAUGGAUGUUUUGAUUUUGUUCAUCAUGGUCAUGCCUGUGCCAUGUUACAAGCACGUCAAACUGGGUUAAGAGCUCAUAAGGAUGAAUCUCGAUUAUUUGUUGGUGUUCAUAAUGAUACUGAUAUCAAUUAUAAUAAAGGUGCACCUCCAGUGAUGAAUGGUCCAGAAAGGUAUGCUCAUGCAAAAAGUAUUAGAUGGUGUUCAGCUGUUUUGGAAGAUGCUCCUUAUGUGACUGAUCCUAUUUGGAUGGAUAGAUUUCGUUGUAAAUAUGUGGUCCAUGGUGAUGAUAUUACUUUAGAUGCUAAUGGGGUGGAUUGUUAUCAUGUUAUGAAGAAGAUGGAUCGUUUUAAAGUUGUUAAAAGAACGUAUGGUGUUAGUACGACUGAAAUUAUUCAAAGAAUACUGACUGGGAUUGUACCAGGACCAAAUGAUGAAGAUUAUCGUCCAACAGUAAAUGAAUUAGAAUUCUGUAGUCUUGGAGCAAAUGGAUUUGAUAAACAUUGUUAUGUUUUUGAUAAAAAUUUGAGUCAAGAAUGUCAAGUUGUUGGAGGUGGAUUUGAGAUGAAAUUAGAGGAUACUGUUUUAGUAAUUGGUGAUUUUGAUUUAUUCCAUGUCGGUCAUAUUGAUCAAUUGAGGAAGAUUAAAUUAGCAUUGGCACCAGAUAAAAAGCUGAUAGCUGGUAUCAAGACUCCAUCGGUAUCAUCUGAAUCUGGAAAUACUAUAAUGACAUUAAAGGAAAGAGCGUUAAGUGUUCUCAGUUGUAAAUAUGUGGAUGGUAUUGUGAUGGAGCCAGACUGUUCUAUAACAGAUCAACCUGAUAUAUUUUCGAAAGUUUAUAAGAUGGAUUCUCGAGAAUUAAUCGAUGGCGGUACGUUUAGUGUCUAUUUAACUAAGGAAAUUAUCAUAGGUCGUAUUGAAGGUCAACGUGAUGUAUAUACCAAGCGAAACAUUCAGAAAGGUAUGACUAUGUAA